This is a messenger RNA of Kockovaella imperatae, 1484 nucleotides long. RefSeq lists its product as hypothetical. The record is from RefSeq and is a predicted model, not a curated record. The coding region runs from base 249 to 1292 and encodes 347 amino acids. The transcript has 6 exons. Lineage: Eukaryota; Fungi; Basidiomycota; Tremellomycetes; Tremellales; Cuniculitremaceae.
GCCUUGGGCUAAAAGAUCCUUAACAUUUUGGAGUGAUCCAGAUUUUGAGGCGACCAAUAGUGCCUGUGCCAGUGUUAAAAGCUCGGAUGGGAUCUCUUCUGUGUCGUCUGCCAUAAUCACGGGAUUCACUGGGCUGCUUGCAGGGUUCAAGUCCAGGUCCGAAAAUUCCAUUACGUGACGCGCGAUCGAAGUAGCGUCGAGCAUUGGAUUGUCUUUUUACACGACCCCCAAGAUGGCUUUAUAGGACGAUGCCAGACAAGCUUGGGCGCAAAUCCCGGCCGGUCAGAACGUUGAGGUCGGCGACAACUUACCGCCAGAAAAAAAGCAUAUACGCUUCCCCGUCCGUUGCAGGAUCGACCUCCAGCCUCGGGCGGCGUCUGAUCGUCCGUCGAACGGAUUCAGGUGGUAAAGGCAAAGCGAGAGCGGUGUCUGAGGAGGUAGAUGAUGAAGACUUUGACGAGUUGGCGGAAGAUGAUGAUGAACAUGACGAGGAUGUCGAUGAAUUGGCGGAUGAUGAAGACCUAAGCAUGGUCAAGGCGGAAUAUCGAGAAAGGGCAGAAAGGGCAUGGGAGACAAGACGGGAGAACGAGAGGAUCCGAGCGGAAUUGCGAGAGCAGAGGCUUGUAUCGCCAGCUCUCGACCUCGACUUACCAAGUGACGACUUGCUCAACGGUAUUCAUUUUCACGCCUCAAAAUUUUAUACCGCCCACAGUCUGAUCUUGAAGCCUCAGAAGCAAGUCCGACGCAGACAAUGGGGAUCAAAGAAGAGGAUGCUUUUACAGACAGAAGGUAUAGCGCCGAUAGAACGCAACGGAUUGGACAAGGACUUUUGGGUCCAUCUCAAACCUAUCAAGCGGAGGAGAGUGAUGAGCGUACCUUCUUGGGCAGUCCAAGAGGACGAUAGUGACUGGGAUGAGCAGAGCGGCUCAGACAACACAGGGGAGAGAACUGAAGAAACUGGGGAAGAGGAGGAGGAGGACAGCGAGUCACAAGCCGAAUCUCAUGGUCGAGCUCAGCCAAAUGUGGUAGAUUUGGCGGAACGCAGACGCCCUGAUCAAGCUCCUAAGAGAGGAUAUCGAAAGCAAUACAAGCAAAGAGACAUGUUCAAAUCCUUGGACGGUACGGCUCUGCUCGCCAUGGGAUUCUUGGUCGAACGCUUCAUCGCCAGGGAGCUCGCGAGGGCAGGCUAUCAGCCUAAGAUGGAGUCGGCUGACCGGGCAGCUUCCGCUGCAUCUCGGCAUCAUAUCGAGGCUGGAGAAGAUGACGAAGCAGGAGAUCUAGAAUCAUCAUGACCGACACGAACACGUCAACGACCUACGACCCGUACGACAAGCGAUGAAGCCGUCAUGCCUGUAUGCCACGCACGAAGGUCUCCAGAGAAGCACUGAGACAUGUCGAGAUGAUGGCCAUUAGUGCAUGAGAAGCGGACCGCUGUACAAGACGUCCUGAUCGAGCUAGACUUUAGACUUCUUCCCCGCUGACCG